AUGGCCAUGAAUCCAAACGCCGCCAUGGCCAAUAUGAAUCCGAUGGGUGGCCCGGUCGGGAGCGCGCCAAUGCCCAUGAUGAACAACGGCGCUGUCAAUCCCCAAGCCGCCGCCGCUGCCGCGAGACAGCAGCAGCUGAACGACAACCAACGCAGCGUCCUCAACACCUAUAUUUACGAGUAUUUCCUACGGUACGGCAUGUUCGACUGCGCCCGUGCCCUCCUUUCCAGCCAGCAACAGGUUAAUGUGAAGGAGGGGAAGAACGUCAACUCAGUCAACGGUACUGGUGACGACGCCAUGGAUACCGACUCCAAGGAUGACAUUGAUUCCAAAACUCCCGACGACUUGCCCGCCCCCAAACUUCCCAUGCCUGCAUCCGAUACAUCCUUUCUGUAUGAGUGGUUUUGUCUCUUCUGGGAUAUAUACAACGCGCAGCGCGUAAAGGGCAACAACGGGACAAUCAACCAAUAUGUCAUGCACACUCAGGAAAUGCUUCGUAUGCGACCCGAUAUGCAACAGGCCUAUCAAGCCCAGAUGGCUCGUGGCAUGCAAGGCGGCAUGGCUGGCAUGAAGCCGGGCAACCUGGCACGCACUGCUAUGGCUAACAACCAGAACCCGCAAAUUAUGCUUGCCAAGCAAAACCCCAUGCAGCGAGAUCCAUCUCACAUGAACGCGAACCAGGACCGACCGUCGUCUCCUGCUGCUGGCGGGGAUAACGCACCGUCGCCUUCCGCUAAGCGUCAACGCACUGACGGUGGUCCGGGCAUGCCGCAGCAAAUGAUCAAUGUGAAUGGAGCUCAAACGGCGCACCAACUGCUCGCAGCCAGCGGAAUUAACCCUAACUCUCUUACCCCCCAGCAGCUAGCUUCGCUUGCGAGCACGCCUCCCCAUGCUCAGCAAAAAUCGAUUGCAACCUAUAUGGCGAACAUGCAAUCGCAUCACGGAAAACAGCUUGGAACUCAGCCUGGCAUGCCCAACGUCCCCAACCCUCCGAACCAAGGCUCUCCGAUGGUACCCCAUGGGCCAGAUGGAACUACGCUCAACAAUUUCUACAACGCCCCCGAAAUUGGUGGUGCCAUGCGUCCUGGCCCCCCUGGUGCCGCAGCCGCUCAGGGCACGGGUAGUAACCAUGCUCUCCAGGACUACCAGAUGCAGCUGAUGCUCCUAGAACAGCAGAAUAAGAAAAGGCUGAUGAUGGCUCGCCAAGAGCAGGAUAACAUGGGUGGCGCCAUACCGCGGGACGGCCCUCCUGGUCCUGGCCCUAACGGACAGUUCCCCGACACGUCACCACAGGCGAUGCGGAGUGGUGCCUCGCCAAACCCUGGUGACCAGAUGAAGCGUGGUACUCCUCAGAUGAACAGCUCUGGAAUUCCAUCCCCGAUUCCGGAGGGCGGCCAGUCAAGAGACUCGCCCAACCCUAUGAACUUCAUGAACAACCAAGUCGACCCCACCAUGGCACCGCAUUUCUUCAAGGGCAUUGACCCCAACAUGGCUGGCGCGCAAGCUCAGAUGAACGGCAUGCGCCCGCCUAGCUCGCACCCCGGUCAAACAUUUGCCCAGCAGCAGAUGAUGGCAGCAAGGGCACAACAACAACAACAACAACAAGGCCAAGGCAAUCCAGCGCAGCAGUGGCAGCAAGGGCCUAACGGACCGAUGGUUGGCCAGGGUAUGCCGCAGAAUCCUCAGGCUCAGGGCACCCCUCAACAGCGCGCCAUGCCACCGCCAUCCGCUCCCGCUGGGGCUGGUCCCAACGCCAACAGGACAACGGCCUCUCCUCAGCAAUCAGCAGCCGCACCGCCGACGCCGAACCAGGGCACCAAGGCUGCUCCUAAGAAGAAGGAGACCAAGGCUGCUAAAGACAAACGCACCGCCGCUCAAAAGAGCAAGGCAGCUGCUGCCAACGCUACGGGUGCCACGCCUGCAGCAGAUGGCCCCGGUGAUGGUGAUGCCGCCGCUCCAGCCACGCCAAUGACACCCUCUUUUAACAAGGCGGUAUCAAACGCGCAAGGCAACACCGCUCCUGCGACAACAGCACCAGCGGCCAGCGCGCCCCCUGUGGCUGCACCCGCACAGCCUCAAGGCGAUCUCGGGCAGAAUGGCCUGGCUACAGAUAAUUAUGGCAUGGUGGACUUCCCUGGCAUGGAGUUCGCCAAUCCUCUUAACACGGGCGAUGUCCUCAACGACUUUGACUUCGACUCGUUUCUGCAUGAUAACGACGGCAAUGCCGAAGCGUUUGACUUUAACGGCACAUUCUCGGGGAUGGAAGGUAACGAGAUUGGUGCAGAUUGA
Molecule: messenger RNA, 2289 nt
Organism: Cordyceps fumosorosea ARSEF 2679
Lineage: Eukaryota; Fungi; Ascomycota; Sordariomycetes; Hypocreales; Cordycipitaceae
Product: LisH dimerization motif protein
Exons: 6
Coding region: 1-2289 (762 amino acids)
Biological process (GO): positive regulation of transcription by RNA polymerase II
Cellular component (GO): nucleus
Molecular function (GO): protein binding
Source: RefSeq, a predicted model, not a curated record